Notolabrus celidotus (New Zealand spotty) is the source of this 5372-nucleotide messenger RNA. It is a transcript of the gene pbrm1, whose product is annotated as polybromo 1. Gene Ontology annotation, biological process: chromatin remodeling. Gene Ontology annotation, cellular component: RSC-type complex. Gene Ontology annotation, molecular function: protein binding; chromatin binding. NCBI's taxonomy places the organism in Eukaryota, Metazoa, Chordata, Actinopteri, Labriformes, Labridae. The transcript has 30 exons. The coding region runs from base 238 to 5145 and encodes 1635 amino acids. The record is from RefSeq and is a predicted model, not a curated record.
AAAAUAAUUACACAUUACAUUAAAAGGGUGAACGACACGUUGCACUGAUAGGAAACCCAAUGACGAUAACGUCAACAUAAUCCAAGCUUUUAUUGUGAAGGCACAUCACCGGAAAUGGCAUGAACAUUUUAGCGAACUCGACACUUCUGUCCCGCUGUCUAAAAUCGAUAAGUGAUUGGUUUUCUUGAUGGUUAAGAUUUUGUGGGUCUAGUAACGUGCUCACAGAAGGGCUUCAACAUGGCAUUGAAAAGGAGGAGGGCGACAUCCCCCUCUAGCAGUGUGAGUGGAGGAGAUUUUGAGGAUAGCCAGACUUCAUCGUUAGUCUCUUCAAUUGGGAGAAAGAGGAGAAGGACCUCAAACAUUCCAACUGUGGAUCCUAUUGCUGUAUGUCAUGAACUGUACAACACAAUCAGAGAUUACAAGGAUGACCAGGGCAGGAUGCUGUGUGAGCUCUUCAUCAGGGCCCCCAAACGAAGGAAUCAACCAGACUAUUACCACGUGGUGUCUCAGCCAAUCGACAUGAUGAAGAUCCAGCAGAAGUUAAAGAUGGAGGAGUAUGAUGAUGUUGAACAGCUCACCAGUGACUUUCAAUUGUUAUUCAACAAUGCAAAAACGUACUACAAGUUUGAUAGUCCUGAGUACAGGGCAGCCUGUAAACUGUGGGACCUUUAUCUGCGGACCAAGAAUGAAUUUGUUCAGCGAGGGGAAUAUGAAGAGGAUGAUGAAGAUGGCUAUGACGCACAAGACAACCCUGGAGGAUCGACUGAGGAUGAGAGUGCACCCACCUGCCUUAAAGAGGUCCUUGAGCAGCUUCUCGAUGCCGUGGUGUCUUACAUCGAACCCACUGGCCGUCUGGUCAGCGAGCUCUUCCAGAAGCUUCCCUCUAAAAUGCAAUACCCAGACUAUUAUGCCAUCAUUAAGGAACCAAUAGAUCUCAAAAUCAUUGCCCAGAAAAUCCAGUUGGGGCAUUAUAGGAGUAUUGGUGCCAUGGCAAAAGAUAUUGAUUUGCUGGUAAAGAAUGCUAAAACUUACAAUGAGCCAGGAUCACAAGUGUUUAAGGAUGCGAACACCAUCAAAAAGAUUUUUGCACAAAAGAAGUCAGAGAUGGAACACGGAGAACCAAUCAAGUCCAGCAUGCGUAUCAGGAAUAGAAGGUCUGCCCAGGGAGACCGCCUCUCAGCUAUCACCAUGGCUCUUCAGUAUGAAAGUGAUGAGGAAGGCAUUCUUUGUGGUUCAGUGCACUAUGACGAGGGGGAAUCUGAGGCGGAGAGUCUGACCUCUAACAUGGAAAUGAGUAACCCCAUCUUUCAGCUGUACGAGGCAGUGCGAGGUGCCAGGAACAGCCAUGGCCAGCUGAUCUCUGAGCCUUUCCUGCAGCUGCCCUCCAGAAAGGACUACCCCGACUACUACAACCAGAUCAGUCAACCCAUUUGCCUCCACCAGAUCAAGAACAAGAUGAAGAACAAUGAAUAUGAGAGUGUUGAGCAUGUUGACUCUGAUCUGACGCUGAUGUUUGAGAACGCCAAACGCUACAAUGUUCCUCAUUCCUCCAUCUACAAGCGAGCACUUAAACUCCAGCAGAUUCAGCAGAUGAAGAGGAAGGAGCUCUUACAGAGAGAUGAUGAUGAUGGAGACAGCAUGCUCUCCUCUGCCACGUCUGACACCAGCAGCACAAAAAGAAAAAGCCACAAGAAGAACACAAAGAAGAACCGAAUGAAAACUCUCCUAGCUUGUGUGACUGAGUCGCGUGAAGCUGGCACAGGUCGCAGACUGUGUGACCUCUUCAUGGUGAAACCCUCAAAGAAAGACUAUCCCGACUACUACAAGGUCAUCCUGGAACCCAUGGACCUCAGGAAUAUAGAGCACAACAUCCGCUCGGACAAAUACAUGACUGAAGACGCGAUGGUGGAGGACAUGAAGCUGAUGUUCCGCAAUGCUCGACACUACAACGAAGAAGGUUCACAGGUUUACAACGAUGCUGAUGUCCUGGAGAAGAUUAUGAAAGACAGACGCAGAGAUCUUGGGCCUGCGACGGAUGAUGAUGACAUAAUGUCACCAAAGUUGAAAAUAAGAAAGAACAGUAUCCCACUGAAGAAGUCAAAGUACCUAACACCUCUACAGCAGAAGUUGAAUGAGCUCUACGAGGCUGUCAAGAACUACACAGACAAGCGAGGCCGGCGCCUCAGCACCAUCUUCCUUCGGCUGCCGUCUCGUUCUGAGCUGCCUGAUUACUACAUUGCCAUCAAGAAACCUGUGGACAUGGAGAAGAUAAAAAGCCACAUGAUGUCUAACAAAUACCAGGAUGUUGACGCUCUGGUGGAGGACUUUGUGCUCAUGUUCAAUAACGCCUGCACCUACAAUGAGCCAGAGUCUCUGAUAUACCGUGACGCUCUCGUGUUGCAUAGGGUGCUGUUGGAGACUAGGCGGGACCUGGAGGGAGGAGAUGACACCCAUGUGCCUGAUGUGCCGCGUCUCAUCCAGGAACUCAUCCGAAGCCUCUUUGUGUCUGUGCUAGGCCACCAGGAUGAUGAGGGACGAUGCUACAGCGAUUCACUAGCAGAAAUUCCCGCCUUAGAUCCAGCAAAUCCUGAGAAGCCAGGACUCAAUUUUGAGAUUAUCAGGACUAAUGUAGAUCGGGGCCGUUAUAAGAGGCUGGACGUGUUUCAGGACCACAUGUUUGAAGUGCUGGAAAAGGCCAGGCGAUUAAACAGGACAGAUUCAGAGAUCUUUGAAGAUGCAGUGGAGCUGCAGCAGUUUUUCAUCCGCAUCAGAGAUGAGCUGUGUAAAAAUGGAGAGAUCCUGAUGUCUCCUGCUCUCAGCUACACGUCCAAACAUCUGCACAGUGAUGUGGAAAAGGAAAAAAAGGAGAAGCUUCCCAAGGAGUUUGAGGAAGACAAAAUCAAGAGGGAGGAGGAAAAAAGGGAAGCUGAAAAGAGAGAGGACUCUGCUGGAGGCUCGUGGCAGUCCACCCUGCAGCGCACAUACAGUCAGGACUGCAGUUUCAAAGACAGCAUGUACCACGUGGGGGACUAUGUGUAUGUGGAGCCUGCAGAGCCCAACCUGCAGCCACAUAUCAUCUACAUUGAACGGCUUUGGCAGGACGACACAGGUGAGAAGUGGCUGUACGGCUGCUGGUUUUACAGACCAAAUGAAACAUUCCAUCUCGCCACAAGGAAGUUCUUGGAAAAAGAAGUUUUUAAGAGCGAUUAUUACAACAAAGCUCCUGUCAGCAAGAUUCUCGGCAAAUGUGUGGUCAUGUUUGUGAAGGAGUACUUCAAACUUAACCCAGAGGGCUUCAGAGCUGACGACGUCUAUGUCUGUGAGUCACGCUACUCUGCCAAAUCCAAGUCCUUCAAGAAGAUCAAAAUGUGGACCAUGCCUCUGAGCUCGGUCCGCUUUGUUCCCAGAGAGGUUCCUCUGCCUGUUGUCCGUGUGGCGUCCAUGUUUGCCCCUAAACAGGAGGAAAAACCACAGGAGAUGACUGAUGAAAGCAAAAUGACAGAUGUUGUUGUAGACAAGGAGAGGGAGGAUGUUCCAAUGGAUAUGACCAAUGGGGAGCCAGGAUGUCAGUAUUAUGAGCAGCUCUGCUACAACAACAUGUGGCUGAAAGCAGGAGACUGUGUUUACAUUGGUUCACAUGGACUAGUGCGCCACAGAGUGGGCAGGAUUGAGAAAAUGUGGAUGCGAGAUGGAGCGGGCUACUUCUUCGGUCCAAUCUUCAUCCAUCCUGAGGAAACCGAGCACGAGCCCACCAAGAUGUUCUACAAGAAGGAAGUGUUCUUGAGCAACCUUGAGGAGACCUGUCCUAUGACCUGCAUCAUAGGAAAGUGUGUGGUGUCAUCAUUCAAGGACUACCUGUCCUGUCGGCCAACUGAAGUUCCUGAAGAGGCUGUUCUGCUCUGUGAGAGCCGCUACAUUGAGAGUGAGAAGCAAAUGAAGAAGUUCAAAGGUCUGAAGCGCUUUUCUCUCUCUGGAAAAGUGGUGGAGGAUGAAAUCUACUAUUUUAGGAAGCUCAUUGUGCCCCAGAAGGAGCCAUCCCCUCUUCUUGAUAAGAAAAUCGAAGAACUUGAGGCUAAAUUUGCUGAUAUGACGGAUGAGGAGUUGGAGGAUCUUGGCGAUGAUGAUGGCGAGCUUGGGGACCAGUCUCAUCCUCAGAUGCAAUCAUCCAUGUCCAGUGAUAUGGACAUCAUGCCAUACACUCCUCCACAGUCAACACCCAAAUCCAUGAAGGGACUAUCAAAGAAGGAGGGCUCCAAGCGUAAAAUCAACAUGAGUGGCUACAUCCUGUUCAGCAGUGAGAUGCGGGCGGUCAUUAAAGCCCAGCACCCAGACUUCUCCUUCGGGGAGCUGAGUCGUCUUGUUGGGACAGAGUGGCGAAACCUGGAGGGGUCCAAGAAAGCUGAAUACGAAGAGCGAGCAGCCAAAGUGGCCGAGCAGCAGGAGCGAGACAGGGCUCAUCAUCAGACGUCCCCAAGAGCAGGUACCCCAGUAGGGGCUCUGAUGGGGGUGGUGCCUCCCCCAACCCCCAUGGGGAUGCUAAAUCCCAGCAUGACGCCUGUGUCAGGUAUGAUGGGGAGACAUAGGUUAGCUAUGAUGCACCUCUCGCGGGGCCACACUGACAGCAUGGUUAGUAUGACUGGCAUCCCACCACAUCACAUGGGGGUGCCUGUCUUUCCCCAACAUCUCCUGCCUGUAUUGCCUGGGUUUCCUGGAAUGCCAUACUUUGGGGUCGGUGGCAUGGCAGGUGGAUCAGGAAACAUGCAUGGAUCCCAGAUGGGUUGCUCAGGGCAGCAGGCUCCACCACCCUACCCUGGACAAGGCCACGUUGGGCAACCGGCUCUCCAGCAGCCCUCCACUCCAGUGUUCGUAUCCCCACCAGCCAAGACUCAGCGGCUGCUCCACUCUGAGGCUUACCUCAGAUACAUCGAGGGACUCACUGCAGAGUCCUCCACCAUCAGCAAGUGGGACCACGCUCUCUCAGUUAAGAGACAAGAUGUGCGUCUGACUAAAGAGCAAGAGAGCAGACUACCAUCCCAUUGGCUGAAGAGUAAAGGGGCCCACAAGACCAUGGCAGAUGCACUUUGGCGACUCCGUGACCUGAUGCUACGAGAUACCUUAAAUAUCCGUCAGACAUACAAUCUGUAACAUGCUCGUAUUCUGAGCCUCUUAUCCCCAUGUACCUGUGAGACAGGAAAAGGAUUAAGCUCACUAAAAGUGUUUACUUUGUGUUGUCAUUUGAAGACGUGUUUGUAGUCAUUUCAGCUGCUUUUUGUUUAACACUUAGAUAAACUGUUACAAGUGCACUAUUGUAAAAGACUGUCAUUCUGUGAUGAUUGCCUUCAUGCUUUCAUGAUUAAAAUAUGAAGACAUCA